UGUGGCAUCGUCAUGGCAGGAGGUCGGAUCUUCAUCCAGAGCGACUGGGCACGGGCCUUGUGGGAGAAUGAGAGGGAAGCUUGGGUUUCCUGUAAAAUUCCCGGAGCAGCUACUUUAUAUGGCUAUAUAAAGUGCCAAGGGGUUGGCAAGGAUGGCAUUCCAGUAGUCACAGCUUCGGAAGGAUUUGAAGUAAUUGAAGUUACAAAGAAAAGUAUUUUAAUUUCCUGUCCAGAUGGGAAUACAGCCUCAAAAUUUCUCAUGCCUUAUGCAGUCUUUUCUAGAAUACACACCAAGAGUAUAACCAGCAUGGAUAUAUCCAGUGGUGGGGGUCUGGGGGUAUCCUGCAGUACAGAUGGAACCAUGAGAGUCUGGCAGGCCAACAAUGGUGAAAUGAGGAGAGAACUGGUUGGCCACAUAUAUGAUGUGAACACUUGUAGAUUUUUUCCAUCUGGUGUUGUCGUUCUAAGUGGAGGAAUGGAUGCUCAGUUAAAGAUCUGGUCUGUCGAAGAUGGAAGUUGUUCUGUAACUUUAAGUGGGCACAAAGGAGGUAUUCUUGAUACAGCAAUUGUAGAACGUGGAAGAAAUGUUAUCUCAGCCUCUAGGGAUGGAACAGCAAGGUUAUGGGACUGUGGCAUGUCCACCUGUAUUGCAGUUCUAACAGACUGUGAGACUCCAAUUAAUGGAUGCUCAGUUGGGAUUGCUGAAAACACAUUGAAUUUGGGUUCUCCUAAGCAUCAAAUAAGUGAACGUGAAAUAGGAACUGAGGGAAAAUUGUUACUUCUAGCUCGUGAAGAUAGAAAACUGCAAAGCAUUGGACUGCUCAGCAGAGAACCAAUAUUUAUGUUUGAGGGAUCCGAUGCCUUCAACUGUUGUACUUUCUUUUCAAGUACCUAUGUCCUUGCAGGCACACACGAUGGUAACAUUUAUCAACUGGAUAUCCGAAAUACAAGAACACCCGUACAGGUUAUCCAUCGAUCAGGUGCUCCAGUCCUUUCCUUGUUGCCCUGUAGAGAAGGCUUUAUGGCUAGCCACAGUGAUGGAAGUUGUUACAUUAUUCAGCAGGAUCAAGAUUAUGUCAUUGAAUUUACAGGGCCUGACUGUGACCCCAUAUAUCAGGUUGUUGUGAGGGAAAAGUUUGCCUACACAUGCUCCAGGGACAGUGUUGUUCGGAAGUACCAACUACAGAAUUUCUGAACUCUUUAAAGCAUUGUUCGUGGGAGAGUGCAGUAGAUAACUGCAGUCUCACUUAGUCUUUCAUCUACUGUUUUUAUGGAACAAAACUUCUUUUUAGUUAAAAACAAUUCAGAGCUUAGCUCUGUAGAUUAUAAUACAGUCUCUGUGAUUUGCUGUAUAUUGCUUGCAUCAGCAAAUAGAAGACAAAUUACACAGAAAAAAAAAUGAAGCAGCUGCUUUGUGGUAAUUACAUUGCAUUAUUUAGUGUGAUUUUUAAUCGUAUGAUAAAAUCAUAUUAUAGUCUCUAUUAAAUUGAGUUCUUUGAAUACGCAAUGGAGUUUCGUUCAAUGCAGUUUGAGAAAAGUACCUAAGACAAUAAACACACUUUUGUUUCCACUUCUUUAAAAAAUAAUUUCUUGUCAUGCUAAAAUUUUAAGUUGGCUAGGAUUGCUUUUAUACACUUCUCGGUAUUUUUAAUUUUGACCUGUGAUUAUGUCUUGCGGAUCACCCAUAAUUUGCUGAUUAUACAAGCAAUUCCCCAAUCCUCUUAUAGCUUUAGACAUUUCAGAUAAAUGCAGGCAGCACGAUAGCAUACUGGUUAGUGUAACGCUAUUACAGUGUCAGCAACCCGGGUUCAAUUCUGCCAAUGUCUGUAAGGAGUUCGUAAUGUUCUCCCCAUGACCACGUGUUUCUUCCAGGUACUCUGGUUUCCUCCCACAUUUCAAAGACAUACAGGUUAGUAGGUUAAUUGGUUACAUGGGUGUAAUUGGGCAGUGUGAGCUCAUUUGGCAAGAAAGACCUGUCACAGUACUGUAUCUCUAAAU
This is a messenger RNA of Mobula hypostoma (lesser devil ray), 1997 nucleotides long. Its product is annotated as proteasomal ATPase-associated factor 1-like. The transcript has 12 exons. Lineage: Eukaryota; Metazoa; Chordata; Chondrichthyes; Myliobatiformes; Myliobatidae. The record is from RefSeq and is a predicted model, not a curated record. Gene Ontology annotation, molecular function: protein binding. Bases 13 to 1194 code for a protein of 393 amino acids.